This is a messenger RNA of Chelonoidis abingdonii (Abingdon island giant tortoise), 6913 nucleotides long. The record is from RefSeq and is a predicted model, not a curated record. Lineage: Eukaryota; Metazoa; Chordata; Testudines; Testudinidae.
AUUCAGGCUAAUAGCUCAACAUUGUGCUUCCUGUUGGCAGUGGGACAGCAAAGUAGCACAGUCAGGAGAGCUGCCCAGAUUAAAGCUUUGCUUAGAUCCUCUCUGGGGGGACAUAUCACAGUAAAACCACCCAUUAAUGAUGGUUCUAGAAAGGGACAAAGAUGUGUUUGGAGAGCCAAUUCCUUUUUGCCCACCCCUCUGAAUCAAGGCAAUAGUAACUUCAUUGUCCUGCUCUGAUGGAGUCUAGCCCUGGCAACUCCACACACUUCCUCAGCAUGCAUAACGUAUAACCCAAAAAUGGAGUGUGCAGUGAAAGCCUGGCCUGUAGAGCAGGACAAGAUGGGAACCACGUCUCAGUAAUGGCAGCACAUAGGAGAAGGAUGAAACGUUUGGCACUGUAAGGGUUCUUGAAGUGAUGAAUAAUUGCAAAAAGCACAAUUGAAAGCUAACUCUGGGACAAGCCUAUUUGGGAGCAAUGAUGUAGCAAGAGAGAACUAGGGACAAGUAUCUCCUGGCAUGUGCCUAAAGUUGUCAGAGUAGGCUACAGAUAUUGCUAUUUCAGUUGGGGGUUGCCAGGCGGGGUUCUUCGCACAAACAUUACCAAUUGGUUUUCCUAUUUUAAGUUUAGAUAAGCCCCUCCCCCACCCCAAAUAAUGACUAAAGUUGUUAUCCCAACUGGUUGGCUUAUUUGUGAAAUAACUGUACGAGGAAGCUGCACUUAUCUGCACAAGCAUCCACAUCAACCCUGGUUUGACAGCAGUGGUAAAAACUGCUAGAUGUGGACUGAACCUUCCACCAUUGUUACUGUAACUCUCUCACUAACAUAACUGAGCUGUAGUGAAGCUAGAUCAACGGCGGGAGAACAUAUGAAAAUCCUCUGUGUAGAUUCAGCCUCAGAUAGGAGCAGAGGCAAUAGAAUUCCUAUCAGAGUAAUCUGCCUGUGGCCAGUACCAGAUGCUUGAGAGGAACAUGAAGCGCAAUGGGAGCAGAAAUUGCUUGAACAGGAGGAGUCGGUUUGGCUCCCAUGAGAGAGACUGGCUGAAAGAGGAUGUUGGGCGAGGCUGUGUAUACAUUUAUGGAGCAGACUCUGCAACUUCAAUGUCUUCUAACGUGCACUUGGUCCUUUGUACAGUGGAUACCCUGGCAUCUGAGAUCCGUGAUGAAGAGGGUAGGGAGAACCUCUAUUUGCAGCUCCAUGGAGACCUGGUCAGGAGGCUGGAGCCUGCAGAGAAACCCCUUCAGAUUGUGUAUGAGUACUUGGCUGGGCUCGGCUUUGAGGAUCUUGUGAGAAUACAGGAAGAGGCAGCAAACUCUGAUCUCAGCUGCAUGAUUCGCUUUUACAAUGAAAAGCCAUGUCAAGUGGAGCAACUAGACCGAACCCUUCUGUCUGGGGUCUAUAAUGUGCGCAAAGGGAAGACACAGUUGCACAAGUGGGCAGAACGCUUGGUCAUUCUCUGUGGCACCUGCCUCAUCGUAUCCUCAGCGAAGGAUUGCCAUACAGGAAAGAUGCACAUCCUGCCUCUUGUUGGAGGGAAGGUGGAAGAAGUGAAGCGUCGGCAGCACUCACUUGCUUUCAGCUCUGCUGGUGCACAAGCUCAAACCUACCAUGUUUGCUUUGAAACGCUAUCAGAGUACCAGAGAUGGCACCGGCAGGCAUCCAUGGUGGUGUCUCAGAGACUCAGCACAGUUGAUCUGUCUUGUUAUAGCCUUGAGGAGGUACCUGAGCAUCUCUUCUACAGUCAAGACAUCACCUACCUCAACCUGCGACACAACUUUAUGCGACUGGAUGGAUCAGGGGGUCUUGACUCUCUUUGCAGGUUCUCUCAGCUGAAAGGCCUGAACCUGUCCCAUAAUAUGCUGGGGGAGCUUCCUAUAUUACUGUGUGAGAUCUCCACUCUGACUGAACUCAACAUUUCCUGUAAUGGGCUUCAUCACCUGCCAAGCCAGAUUGGCAACCUGUUCAAUCUCCAGACCUUAUGUCUUGAUGGGAAUUUCCUCACAUCCUUGCCAGAAGAGCUGGGAAACCUGCAGCAGCUCUGCUCCUUCAGGCUUUCCUUCAACAACUUCAGUGAGGUCCCAGUGGUCUGUGGGAAACUCACUGCCUUGGACAAACUGGCCAUGGCAGGGAACCAGCUGGAAACCCUGAACCUUGGAGUGCUGAACAGGAUGAGCCACAUUAGAUAUGUGGAUCUUAGGCUGAACCACCUGAGGAGAUUAUCUGUUGACAGCCUGGAGGGGAACAAAUCUGUGACCCACAUGGAUUUGCGAGACAAUCAGCUGACUGACCUGGAUCUGAGCUUCCUUGGCUGUCUGGAGCAGCUGCACUGUGAGCGGAAUCAGCUGAGGGAACUGACUCUGAGUGGCUUCUCCCUUCGGGCCCUCUAUGCCAGCACCAACUGUCUGAUGACUGUAAAUGUUUAUCCUGUCCCUAGUCUGCUGACCUGCCUAGAAAUCUCCCGUAACCAGCUGCUGUGUAUCCCUGACUGGGCCUGUGAAGCAAAGAAACUUGAGGUUUUGGAUAUGAGCUACAAUCUCCUCACAGAGCUUCCAUCAAGGACCCUGAGUAAUUUGAGUCUUCGGAAGUUGAUGGUGGGACACAACCAUGUGCAGAGCCUUCCACCUCUGCUGGAACACAUUCCUCUGGAGGUGCUGGACCUCCAGCAUAACCUGAUCACUAAACUCCCGGAGAUGUUCUUCUUCAAGGCUCUGAAUCUCAGGUACCUGAAUGUAUCUGCCAACAGCCUGGAGUCCUUGCCAUCUGUUUGCCCUGGGGAAGAGAGUCUCAGUGUGCUGCAACUACUUUACUUGACCAAUAAUAACCUCACAGAUCUGUGCAUCCCUGACCUGGUGGGACACCCAAACUUACGGGUCCUGCACCUGGCAAUCAACCAACUGCAAACCUUCCCUGCAAGCAAACUGAGCAAACUGGAACAACUGGAAGAGCUGAACCUGAGUGGCAACAAGCUGAAGACGAUUCCUACAACGAUCGCAAACUGCAAGCAACUGCACACACUUAUUGCGCACUCAAAUGAGAUUAGUAUCUUCCCAGAGAUCCUGCACCUACCUCGUAUUCAGUUUGUAGAUUUGAGCUGCAAUGAACUAACAGAAAUCGUGAUCCCUGAGAUGCUGCCAGCUACCUUGCAGGAGCUGGACCUAACUGGAAACACGAACCUGGUGCUAGAACACAAGACCCUGGACAUCUUCAGUCACAUUUCCACCUUGAAGAUUGAUGCCAAGCCCUCCCUCACGGCAGACUCAGCACUCUCCUCUACGCUUUGGAAUCAUGGGUUAGCCGAGAUGGCUGGCCAGAGGAAUAAGCUCUGUGUGUCGGCCCUGGCUCUGGGGAGCUUUGCCGACAGUGUGGAAGCUAUGUACGGCAUGUUCGACGGUGACAAGAAUGAGGAGCUGCCUCGUCUCCUGCAAUGCACUAUGGCAGAUGUGCUACUGGAGGAGGUGCAGCAGUCGAACAUAGACUCUGUUUUCAUGUCUAACACUUUCCUGGUCUCCCACAGGAAGCUGGGGAUGGCUGGCCAGAAGCUGGGCUCCUCUGCUGUUCUCUGCUAUAUUCGACAUGAUGCUACUGACCUGACUGGCAGCUUCACUCUGACAUUGGCCAAUGUGGGCACAUGCCAAGCUAUUCUGUGCCGCAGUGGAAAACCCUUGCUUCUUUCCAAAGUCUUCAGCCUGGAACAAUAUCCUGAGGAGGCCAGGAGAGUCAAGGAGCAAAAAGCCAUCAUAACAGAGGACAACAAAGUUAAUGGUGUUACCUGCUGUACUCGGAUGCUAGGCUGCACGUACUUACAUCCUUGGAUCCUGCCCAAACCUCAUGUCUACUCCAUUCCCCUGACUGUGGAGGAUGAGAUGCUCCUACUGGGAAACAAAGCCCUCUGGGAACACCUCUCUUAUACAGAGGCAGUCACGGCUGUACGCCACCUGCAUGACCCACUAGCUGCUGCAAAGAAGGUCUGCACUUUAGCCCAAAGCUAUGGCUGCCAAGACAAUGUGGGAGCAAUGGUGGUGUGUUUGAACAUUGGUGAGGACAGCUGCACAUGUGAGGUGCACGGCCUCACCUUGCCAGGCCCUGGGGGCAUUAUUUCCACUGCCAAAGCAGCAACACCUUCCUCCAGUAGUGGAAUUGCCUCAGAGUUCAGCAGUGAGCUGUCAGCCUCAGAAGUCAGCAGUGAGGUGGGAUCCACUGCGUCAGAUGAGCACAGUGGAACUGGUCUGGAUGCCGGGUUGGUGCCUCGACCCGAGCGACGCUGCAGCCUCCAUCCCGUGCCCCCCUUCAGUAUCUUUCAGCGCCAACCUUCCUGUGCCACAUUCUCGAGUAAUCAGUCUGACAAUGGGCUGGACAGUGAUGAUGAGCAGCCUGUGGAGGGUGUGAUGACCAAUGGCAGCAAAGUGGAGGUGGAAGUGGACAUCCACUGCUGUCAAGGAAAAAGCCUGGAGCCUGUGCCUCCUGGUGCUGAGGAGGGAUCUCCUGCUGCAAGCUCAGAGGAUGACUCUGGGGGGCUCUUCUUCAGGAUUUGGAGACAGAACAGCAUGAAUAGCAACAUCCUCCUGGCAGGAACCAAGGAGACGUGCGAGUUGCAGAAGUCUCCUUCUACAUGCUGUCUGUAUGGGAAGAAGCUUUCCAAUGGCUCCAUAGUGCCUCUGGAGGAGAGCCUCAACCUUAUUGAGGUAGCCACAGAGGUGCCGAAGAAGAAAACAGGUUAUUUUGCUGCUCCUACCCAGCUGGAGCCAGAGGAUCGAUUUGUUGUGCCCCCUGACCUGCAGGAGGAAGUGAAGGAGCAAAUUAAGCAGCACCACGAGAGUGGUGCAAAGCAGGAGCCCAGUAAGAAGGCUGCAAUGGCUCCUCCAGAUGAGUUUGACACUGCUUUGUAACCCCACCGGGCCACUCCAUAAUGUAGGGGAGUUGGCAUCUGGAAGAAAAGGAACAGACAUCAGCUCCCUUUUUAUUGGAGUGGAGGACAAGCCUGGAGCUUUAUACUCAGGGCUGUCAGCUUCUUGACGCAGCAUCCCUGCUGUUCUGUGAGCCCAGGGUACUCGGGCUAGCAACCAAGCUCCAUGCUGGGGAUUGUCUGGCAUUUAAGAAGGCAGACUUACCUAUGUGUGGUCCCACCAUCUGCCAUUAACCCUUGCCCUCCUGAGGAGUUGCCAGGCAGUGGGCUGGUUUCUGUGUGGGAGCUGAGGGGGCAGCUGUGGUUAUGCACAGCGUCUAGAGUUCUGUGAAAUAUUUGAUUCAGCCAUCAUGAUGGGACUGGUCACUUGGCUUUACUAUUCAGAGAAUACGGCCUGUCACAAUGAAGCUUACUAGAGACACAGAACCCGUCAGAGAACUGAUUCUUAUAUGCAUCGCAAGCACUUUCAUUGGCUGCACUCGAGCCAUUUUGCUCCCCAUCUGCCCAGCACUUUACUGUUUAGGGAGAAGGGGCUUCAGUAACCUCACAACGGGUAUUAGGGGGGAUUCCUCCACAUGGGAAUUAGUGCCCUACUGAUAGGUUCAUCCAGGGGCACUGGGGGAGCUGAGGUAGUUUUGUCACUACUUGUUAUGAGGUUAUCCAGGGGCUUCCUUCCAACCUGAAGGAUACAACUGGGGCAUGAGGGUUGGGGGCCCCCAAUGACAGAUCUGACCAUGGGGCAUGGAGAAGUUCCAGGAGGGGUUUGGCUGUCUCCACAACAAAUAUGAUAAUGGGGUGGGCUAGUGUGUACAGCCAUAAGGAAUAGGGGGUUGGCCACCCCCCUGGUGUGCACUUCAAGACAGAGCCUUCCAUAUCCACGAGACAUGGGAUGAAGCCAGAAUCCCCUGCAAAGCACGGAGUCUGUGCUGUGUGUGGUGUCCUUAGCUGGCAGAAGCUAAGAAUUGUGAGUGGGGAGUCUUCAUCUUGUCCAUCAGGGUGUUUGGUUUGUAGCAGUAAAGGCUAGUGAGCCACCAGAGUGCCUUGCAUGUGCUGAGAAGGUCUCUGAUGGUCCAUUUCACAUGCACUCCCUCUAACACACACUGCAAAAUAUGAAGCCCCUACACUGAAGCAGCAAAAGCACCCUUGCCUGUCUCAGCAGAAUCAGAGUCCAGGGCUGCUUGUGCUCCAGCUGCAAGUGCCCAGACCAGGAAGUGAACAAGAUGAAGCCGUGUAGUUUCUGCUUAGUUUUAAACUCAAAAUGGAAAAUGGAAUUUUUCCCAAAUACAAACAUUUUUAUCAGCACACUCGAGGAAAAAAGGACUUUAGAACAACUCUGGAGAGUAGCAGUGAGCUGCCCAGCGCCCACGGCAAAUGUGUUCCAGUUUCUAUCUUCAGGGCCUGGAUGGGCCAGUAUGCAGUGUGGUGCCCUGAUAGCACUUUUCCGGCUGCUUUUCCAGGAUUUAAGCAUUCAUCUUUACAAAAGGGUUGCAAAGACAACCUUCCAUCUGUGAUCCAGGCAGAUCGUCUUCCUGAGUCUGCAGUCCAGGAGCUAGGAACAAUAGCUCUGAGGUGAGAGCUGCCUCUGUAAUCUCAGGGUAUUGUCUACACUACAAUUAAACAUCUGCAGCUGGCCUGCGUGGGCUCCAGAACUAUUUAUUUGCAGUAUAGACAUUCAGGCUGGGGGACCCCACAAGGAGGAAGGGUCCCAGACCUGGGUUCCUGCCUGAACACAAACAUCUACACUGCAAUUAAACAGCCCCAAGCCCUGUAAGCCUGAGUCAGCCCUAUCCAGGCCAGCCCCAGGUGUUUAAUUCCAGUGUAGACAUACCCUUAGUGGUAUGACAACACUGAUAGCCUCGUUAUGACAUUGUAUGGGAUUAGUGCCCUUUCUUGUUGUGUUUACUUUUUUCUUAUGUCUAGGAAGAAAGUCUGAAAGGUUUUUCCAAAAGAGUUCUGGGCUUUUGGGGUGAGUUUUAUUUUGUUUGGUGUGUUUAUUGUUUGCUUAUCUUUUA